Messenger RNA from Amphibalanus amphitrite, 3225 nucleotides. Its product is annotated as cGMP-specific 3',5'-cyclic phosphodiesterase-like. The record is from RefSeq and is a predicted model, not a curated record. Lineage: Eukaryota; Metazoa; Arthropoda; Thecostraca; Balanomorpha; Balanidae. The coding region runs from base 282 to 3206 and encodes 974 amino acids. Gene Ontology annotation, molecular function: 3',5'-cyclic-nucleotide phosphodiesterase activity; protein binding. Gene Ontology annotation, biological process: signal transduction. The transcript is spliced from 20 exons.
CGCGCGUGCGACCGACGGCCCGCCGCCAGCGCCGUCGGGCCCGUCGGCACUCGACGGCAGACCAGCUGUGCGGCGCGGGCGGGGACCAAGUGUGGUGAGACGGUGGUGUGUGACAGCUUCUUCGCGUGAGAAGUCGAGCAGGAGGAACUGUUAUCAACACAUGCGGUGCUGCGCUAACUGCAAAAAAAGAGAAACACGGAGAAGCAGAACCGCUACCAUCCAACGGUCUGUUCGGUCAAGGCCCGCCUGUCACCAUGAACUGACGUUGGUCCGGCCACACCAUGUCCUCUGAGGCACCGGAGAGCCAGCCGACGGACCUGAAGGGCUGCCCUGCGGACCUAGCAGAGAUGCGGGAGCCGGUAUCGGACCAGACCCCUCCGCCGGACCACCAGCAGCAGGCGGCCGCGCUCUCUGACGAGGCGGUGACGGCGUUCCUCACGGAGCGUCCCCAGUUCGUGCAGCAGUGGCUGCGACAGCGCGGCGGCAGCGCGCUGGGCACCGUCGCGCCGCCGGUGGUGCUGCGCAGUCGGAACUCAAUCACGGACGACCUGUUCCGUGACCUGCUGGAGCAGCGGCGCGGCUCCCCGACACCCGUCACCAGCUCUGUGACACCCAGCUCGGCGGCGCUCGACGAGAACGAGCUCAUGAUUGAGCUCAUCAGGGAUAUCGCCAACGAGUUCGACAUCCACCUGCUCUGUCGGAAGAUCAUGAAGAACGUGGGGGUGCUGACGCACGCCGACCGCGGCAGCCUGUUCCUGGCCAAGGGCUCGCGAGGGCAUCGCUACCUGGUGGCCAACGUCUUCGAUGUCAUGGGUGACGAGGAGGGCGCAGGAAAUAUGCAGUUGAAGGCAGCCGGAGAGAUCCGAAUUCCGUUCGGACUGGGCAUUGCCGGCUACGUGGCGCAAACAAAGGAGAUCGUCAACCUGGCUGAUGCUUAUCUGGACCCGCACUUCAGCCCCGAGGUGGACGAGAUGACCGGCUACAAGACGGGCUCGCUGCUCUGUAUGCCCAUCUGCAACCAUGCUGACGAGGUGAUCGGGGUGGCGCAAAUCAUCAACAAGCAAGGAGCCGAGUGCUCGGCCUUCACCGAGGCCGACGUGCAGAUAUUCCAGAAAUACUUGGUGUUUUGUGGAAUAGGACUUCAGAACGCCCAACUUUUCGACCUGUCUAUAUCAGAAUUUAAGAAGAACCAGAUUCUUCUAAAUCUAGCGCGAGGGAUUUUCGUAGAGCAAUACAGUCUGGAGAACCUGGUGAAGAAGAUAAUGCGUGAAGCCACGGACCUGCUACACUGCGAGCAGGCGGUUGUUUUCCUGCGGGACGACCACCACGACUCGACGGCGACGGGCUCGGAGUUUGGCCUGCCGCCGGUGCGCUCCUCGGACCAGCUGUCCAGCUCUCUGCCCGUGACCCGCACCACCUCACGGGAGAGCGGCACCACGGAACAGGCGGCCACAUUCGUCCAGUGUUUCAGCCUCACCACAGACUCCGGGGGUGAACAGAACGUUCGCUCGCUGCCUGAAGUCGAAUUCCGGCAGCUGCCUCUACAUGAUGUGGCGCUCCGUGUGCUCGAGACUGGAGAGACCAUGGCCACCUCGGACGGUGAUGAGGACGGCGAGACGGUGGGCAUUCGGUGGCACCACGACGACAGGAGCUCCAAGAUGCGCUCCGUGCUCACCAUCCCGAUCCACAACCAGAGUCACACCAUCAUCGGAGUGGCACACUUCAUCAACAAGGAGAACGGCCACUGUUUCACGGACCAGGAUAUACGGGCAGUGGAGACGUUCGGCGUGUUCUGUGGCCUCGGCAUCCACAACAGCCAGAUGUACGAGAACGCCUGUCGACUGAUGGCCAAACAGCGCGUGGCGCUCGAGUGUCUGUCUUACCACGCCACAGCCAGCGCCGAGAGCACAGCAGAGCUGGUCAGUCGACACGUGCCCUCCGCGCUGCAGCUCAACCUGUACAGUCAUCAGUUUGAUGACAUGGAGUUGGACAACAAGGACACGUGCACGGCAGCCAUCAGGAUGUUCAAGGACAUGAACAUGAUCAAAAAGUUCAGAAUUCCUUACGAAGUGCUUUGUCGCUGGAUUCUCAGCGUACAGAAAAAUUACCGUCCAGUCAAGUACCACAACUGGAGACACGCUCUGAACGUUACACAGACCAUGUUUGCACUGCUGAGAACGGGAAAAAUGGCCGGCUUCAUAUCAGAUCAAGAGGUGCUGGGUCUGAUGGUGGCCUGUCUGUCGCACGAUCUAGACCACCGCGGCACCAACAACGCCUUCCAGUCCAAGACGGACAGCCCGCUGGCCAUGCUCUACUCGACCAGCACCAUGGAGCACCACCACUUUGACCAGUGCGUCAUGAUUCUCAACAGCGAGGGCAACAACAUCUUCCAGGUGCUGAAGCCCGAGGAUUACCGACAAGUGAUGGACACGGUGCAGCAAGCCAUCCUGUCCACGGACUUAGAGCAAUACUUCAAAACAAAGCCCCAGUUUCUGCAGGUCAUCAGAAACGGACAACCCGACUGGCACGACUCGCACAACAAGAAGCUGCUGAUGGGUAUGCUGAUGACGGCCUGUGACGUCAGCGCCAUCUCCAAGCCGUGGGAGAUCCAGCACCGCGUGGCCAAACAGGUGGCGGAUGAGUUCUUCUACCAGGGAGACCUGGAGAGGACCAAGCUGAACGCCCAGCCCAGCGCCAUGAUGGACAGGGAACGACGGGACGAGUUGCCUAAAAUGCAAAUGGAGUUCAUCAACUUGAUAUGCAUUCCACUCUAUUUGGGCCUGUCGGAGGCGUUCCCCUGGAUGCGGCCCAUGUACGAGGGCUGUCUGCAGAACCUGAAACACUGGCAGGAGCUCUCUGACCAGGUGGACAUGGGCCUCACCUGGAUCGACCGAGACUCCAUCGAGGAGCCCGUCGAAACGUCACGGGACAUUUCGGUGAAUCGAAUCACUCUCCACGGCAAGAUUACAGACUCACCAGCGAGCAAACCAGAAAGGACAUUAAGCGUUAAGGUGCAGAAGCCGAGCCGGAGCAGCGGCAACGUGUCUCCGCAGUCUCACAACUCGACCACCAUGUCGAUGGCGAGCUCUGACCGGCGCAGCUCGGCGCCGAGCGGUCAGCAGCCGGCGGCGCUCGGUCGACACCGGCGCUUCGGGCGCAGCUGCCGCCGCCAGGAGCAGGAAACUCGCCUCUGCGCCAUCUCGUGAGCAGACGGGGAUCUUCAGC